GAGGCUUCAGCUGAUAUGCAUUACGUGGAUUUGUCCAGAAAUCCGGAACGAUACACGGGUUACAAAGGCAACAGUGCACAGAAAAUAUGGCAAUGUAUUUAUCAGGAGAAUUGUUUUAAGCCAGAUAUGAAAUUCGACAAAAAUUUCCUCAUUAAUCCCAAUCCGUUUGGUAUGUGCCUGGAAAAACGUGUUUUCUAUCGUCUUAUAUCGGGGCUGCAUUCAGCAAUUACAAUAGCCAUAGCAGCUAAUAGCUUCAAACCAGCGCCCGCAGGAUUUGGAGAUGGAACAUGGUUCAGAAAUGUCGAAAUGUUUCGAAAUCGUUUUGGAACAAAAUGGACAUUGGAAGGACCACAGCGAUUGAAAAAUGUCUAUUUCGUAUAUCUUCUCGAAAUGCGAGCGCUCAUAAAAGCAGCACCGUACUUUCGAAAAGAGCUCUUCUACACCGGCAAUGCUGAGGAUGAUGCAGAAACACGAAAACGAGUAGAAGAAUUGAUGAACACUUUGAAAGGUUUUCGAAAUCCUUUCGAUGAAACCGAAAUGUUCACUGGUGUUGAAGCUGCAGCUCGGGAACUGCGUGAGGAAUUUCGCCAACAUUUCUUCAACAUAUCCCGAAUCAUGGAUUGUGUGGGCUGUGAUAAGUGCCGUUUAUGGGGCAAACUGCAAACGCAUGGAAUGGGCACUGCACUGAAAAUUCUCUUUUCGGAUCUACCUUCAUCGCAUUACAGAACUCAGGAUGGCACAGUAUAUCCACCGUUCCAGUUAACAAGGAACGAAGUGGUUUCGUUAUUUCAAAGCUUCGGUAGAUAUGCAUCAAGUAUCAGGGAAACUGAGGAAUUUCGUCGUGUAAUGACUUCGGUGCAAUCGAAGCAGGAGCUUUGA
Molecule: messenger RNA, 879 nt
Organism: Gongylonema pulchrum
Lineage: Eukaryota; Metazoa; Nematoda; Chromadorea; Rhabditida; Gongylonematidae
Source: the annotation of a GenBank genome assembly